Peronospora matthiolae is the source of this 267-nucleotide messenger RNA. NCBI's taxonomy places the organism in Eukaryota, Oomycota, Peronosporomycetes, Peronosporales, Peronosporaceae. The record is from the annotation of a GenBank genome assembly.
AUGAGUGACGACAUUAUCCUCACAGCACUCGCUGGUGUGACAGAACGCCUGACGGUGCUCGAGUCUUCGCAGCGUGUGCGCGACGAAAAAGAGUGGAUGAUGGGGGCUGUCGAGAAAGGCAUGUUUGCGUCGAAGCUCGGCGCGAAGAUGCGCGGUCGACCGAUGACGAUCGACGCACAUGGGCCGCCAGGAGACCGCGCGUGCAUUGCGCGCCAGAUCUCGGUGUGUCCUACAAUGGGUCGCUCGAGCAGCCCGGUGGGUGCUUGA